Molecule: messenger RNA, 3183 nt
Organism: Saccostrea echinata
Lineage: Eukaryota; Metazoa; Mollusca; Bivalvia; Ostreida; Ostreidae
Product: exonuclease mut-7 homolog
Exons: 20
Coding region: 1-2997 (998 amino acids)
Biological process (GO): nucleobase-containing compound metabolic process
Molecular function (GO): nucleic acid binding; 3'-5' exonuclease activity
Source: RefSeq, a predicted model, not a curated record
AUGAUUGUUUUGGUUAUUUUAAUAUCCACAUUGAUGAGAAAAUGUAUAUCUAGGUUGUGCAUCACUAAAACUGCCAGCAAAUCGGUGCAAGUUUGUGGUACCGAGCUUGAUGUUGUAGAUUCAUUGGUGAAAGUAAUUUCUGUGGAAGAUGGUCAGAAAUUCAUAAAGAUAAUUGGUACUGGAAAGAAAGGUGAAAGCAAUCACUCGGGCACAUUUUCGCAACAAAGACGAUGUUUCCGUACAGUUCCUGCAUGCUUCUCGGACAAGUCAAACAACACUGAUGAAAAUGGUCAAAGAGGUAAUCUGGGAGUAAACAACAAAGACUUAAACUCAAAGAAGUCAAAAACCAUGUGUGCAGAUGGUGCCAACUUCGAUGCAGAAGCAUUCAAGAAAGCUAAUCCCAAAGUGAAAGUGGGAUGGGCUAUGUCUGCCUUGAAGAAUGGUGAUGAGACGAAGAGGCAGCAAAUGAAAGCUUGCUCAGAUCACCUUCAGGAAAUGUGGCAAGAAAGGAAAGACAAGUCACCAGUGUUAAAACAGUUCAGAGACUACUUGAUGAAAAGUGAUAACCCCUAUGCAUUUGUUGUUUUCCUGUUGAAUGACUCGCAUGAUCUUCAUGUUCACAAAACUGCGACUUUUUCGUAUGCAAUUUGUAAGGAAUUUGAUGGUUGGUUGUCAUCUCCUCAUUGCAACAUCAGGAAUAAAGGACAGGUUUUAACACCAGAGUUAAAACUGGAUGCUGUGAGUGUUGCAACAAGGUACCACACAGUAAUGUUUCAACUGGUAUUUAAAACAUUUGAGCUGAAGCACCAAGGAAAUGGUUACAUGUUGCCAGAAAUAAAGAAAUUCUUAGAGAGGAAGAAGUAUAAUGAGUGUGCUUUGCUGGCAGGGCAUUUGGGUCUACAAGACCACUUCAGAAUUGAGGAGAUAGCAGUGCCCCUGAUUCUGCAGAACAAGUUAAACCUUCUAGAGACCUACCUCAGAGGAAAUCCAGGACAGCAGACACUGGUUGUUCAGUUCCUAGAUCACAUGUGUGAUAAAAGCUACAAUAUUAACAAUCUUGUCAGUUCUAUGCAGGUCCCUGAUGUCAAGAUGAGUCAUCUGCAGAAAAAGUCAAUUAGCAAACUAGCUACAAGACUGGCCAAGCUAUACGAGAUCCCUAAUGAUCUGAUACCCAACAUAGUCACAGCCAGAGGUCUGGGAGCAUUAAAAUUUCUCCUGUACAAGAGAUACAUAGAGAAUGGCAUGGCUGCUGGAAGCUGGGAGGACAUGGUGCAGAAUGCAGUGGGGGACAAUGAGACCUUACAGCUGGAGCUAGUGGAACAGCUGCUUUGUUAUAAUGAGGUCAAGGCUGCUGCAAAGUGGGCCAACUUUUACGACCUUCCUAAUGACAAAUUAUCCAUUCCAGUGAUAGAGGAGAGAAAACGGUUGGCUGAGGGUCUUAGCUCAGAGACUGCUGCUGGGCCUUCAGAGGAGAGCUGGGAGGAUGAACUGAUGCCAGUGGAUGACAUGGAGGCUUAUUACUAUAAACUCAAACUAGACUCCUCCAAGAUACAGUUUGUGGACACCAAGGAAAAAUACCAGGAGUUUAUCUCCCUUCUGUCCAAGCCAGGCCUUAUAGUUGGAGUUGAUUCAGAGUGGAAACCAUCUUUUGGAAAUUCCAUUCAAAGAAUAGCCCUUAUGCAGUUUGCAACUAUGGAUCAGAUUUUUCUUCUGGAUAUGAUAGCUCUCAAUUCCGUCUUAUCGGGCAGUGACUGGGGUUUACUUGCCACAGCGGUGUUUUGCAAUGAGGAUGUUUUAAAACUUGGGUAUGGAUUUGAUGCUGAUCUGAAAAUGAUGGUGAAAUCAUAUCCUUUCUUGAAAGAACCCCUUACCAAGAUGAAAAGAACAGUGGAUUUAGAAAAGUUAGCUAUAAAGGUGAUAGACAAAGCCAUUAACUUGAUGUCAGAUGAAAAGGGAGAUUCUGAUGAUGAGGGUUUGGAGGAUAAAGACAGCGGAAUCAACAUCAAAUUCCAGAAAGUCGAGGAGAGGGGUCUGAGUGAGUUAGUUCGUCAGUGUCUAGGCAAGCCACUAAAUAAAGGGGAACAGAUGUCAAACUGGGAGAAACGACCCCUACGUCCCACACAGGUCCAAUAUGCAGCACUUGAUGCUUUUGUCCUGCUGGAAGUCUAUGACUGCAUGGUUCAAACUGCCAAAAGGGAGAACAUGAACAUUGAUUUAGAACCAGCAGUCACUGUUAAGUGGAGCAAGGAAAGCAAACUAGACAGACUGAGAGCCAAAGCCAAGGGUCAACAGCCUCCAAAACCAGCAAAGGCACAGGUACCACAGAACGCCUCUUACCUGGGGACAGAGAUGGAGCCUGGUCAGCUGAGGGUGGUUGUGGACUCCAUGUUACAAGGCCUUGGGCGACAACUAAGGGGAUGUGGGGUAGACGUCUACAUACUAAACUAUGAUGAGGAUCAUAAUAAAGCAAUUGAGGUUGCUACCAAAGAAAACAGAAUUAUACUGUCAUCAGGGAUGCCUUAUCAAACAAUUUGCUCUCAAGUAGGAUCAGAAAGGUGUUUUCAUGUCAUAAAUACUCUGCCAGCAAAGGAGCAAAUUGUGGAUGUUCUGAAGCAUUUUAAAGUCAGGGUCACAAAAGAGGACAUAUUCAGUCGAUGUAAAGUUUGUAACAGUGACUUCUUCCUUAAGAUUCCAUGUAGAGAUGUUAGGAAAAUGUCAGAAAUAUCAACAAAAUAUAAGGAGGGAAAACCAAGGGACAGAACUCCAUCUCAGGAUAGAUGGCAGAAAUAUAUGUCGACUACACAUGGCAUUGACUGUUCAAGUGUUUCAUUUGUGAAGACAGGCAUAGAUAUUAUGAUUGACACUGUUCCUCAGAAAAUAUUUGACAAAGUGGAUUUCUUUUAUAUUUGUGUAAACUGUGGGAAGAUAUUCUGGGAAGGUCCACACAUGAGUACAGCUUGUGAACAGUUUGCUCAUGUUAUGAACCUUCAGUCAUGAGCAAACUACAUGGAUAAUAUUCAUGAUUAAAUUUCAAAAGGCAUGAUAUAUUUUUUUUACUACAUAUGCUCUUAAAUCAAUUGGUUCAGUGAAAAAAUACUGCUUGUCAUUAAAUGGACACACUGUUAUAUCCAUGUACUUAUUCAAUUGUUCUGUAUAACAGAUUAAAAUAAACACAUGAUGUUG